Molecule: messenger RNA, 7140 nt
Organism: Bursaphelenchus xylophilus (pine wood nematode)
Lineage: Eukaryota; Metazoa; Nematoda; Chromadorea; Rhabditida; Aphelenchoididae
Source: the annotation of a GenBank genome assembly
AUGACUGAAAAUGCCAACGAAUCUGCAGAUGUUUCCCUUCGAAUCGACGAAAGUUUGGAUAAAACCGAAGAUUUGGAGAUGGAAGAGCCUAAGGAAUAUGUAAGGAGUUGUAAAUUUAUUGACUUUUUCAACUUUUAGGAGCCAGUUUCCACAGAAAUUACGACAAAGUUGAUGGAUUUAGUGGAAAAUGUCAUUCUGAAUGAUGGAGAUAUCAACAAUGCAAUUGAGGAUAUCAAAACAAUAGAUUCGGUGAGCAAAUUUGAUAUUAAUUUAUGUUACACAUGCCAUUUCUGAUGAAAAUUUGACGAAUCUUGAGUUUAAUUUCAAGUAUAAUAUAACUUUCGUCUAUUUUUAGCCUCUAGUCCGAUCUCAGCUCAGCGAUGUCUACGGAAAUCUAUCCUUGAUCAGUUUGACGGCAGAUCAGAGCAAAAAAGCGAUAGAAUUGGGAAAGGCCAUCGCUCAGAAUGUAAGAAUUUUGAUGUUAUACUAGACAUAAUUUGAAAUAAACUUUAUUUUUCCUUCAGUUUGUCCCAGAAGAUGUCCUCAAAGUGGAUUGCCCAGCUAUGGGAGCCAAUGAAAUCAAGGGGAAGAUUGUGAAAACUAGGACAAAAGUAUAGUAAGUUGUUUUUAAAUUUUUGUUUUCAAAAUUUUUAGACAUCAAAAGGAAGAUUUGAACUUUGAUUUGAUCGAUAAGAUACGAUAUUUGGUUCUGUUUGAGCCAUUAUUUGAAGUUUUUUGACCAUUGGUACCUAAAGUAAUAUAAUUUUAGUUACAAACAGACCAAGUUCAACCUUCUCCGUGAAGAAUCUGAAGGUUUCUCGAAGCUGAUCACCGAAUUAUUGACCCCAAUCGAGGAAGACGCCCUCUGGGUACGGAUCAGCCAGCUGAUUGGGCAAUUUAAUUUGGAUCCGAACAGAGUUCUCGACAUUAUUCUGGAGUGUUUUGCCUGCGAAUUGGGGAGAAAAGACGUGUUUGUGGGAAUUUUGAGGAGGCUGAGGCUAUCCAAGGAGGUCCUCAGGGAUAUGGUCACCUUGAAAUUCAUCUUUUAUCAGGUUAGUUUUGAAGAUUUUUUUCGGAUUUGGGAUGUAAUCUAAAGACAGAAACAUGAAUAAAUUGAUGAUUUGUGGCUAGUGUAAGGUCGUUGAUAUAAAAUUUUGAUUUUUUAACCCACUAAAAUAUAAUUACAACGCAUUUCAGCGAGCCGGUCACACCUCCAACUCCUUCUACAAGAUGGCCGUGAUUCUCUGCCUGGAGGAUCUACUGGACAUGCUCCAAUUGUUCCAAAGACUCGCUCCGGAUCAACAGAAAUUAAUCGAGGACUCCAACAAUUCCAAAGCCAUGAUCAAACAGCGAGCUCAGAAGGCCGAAAAGAUAUCCACCAUCGCCGCCAUGGAGAUCCAAUCUCAGAAUCCAUCGACUUCGCAGAGUUCCCAGGGCCAGGAAUCGAGUAGCAAUCAGGUUACGUUCGAAAGCGCCAUCAGAGCCCAGAUCUCGGAGGAUCACAAGUUUUCGGCGGAACUCUUUGAUGAGGUAGGUGCCUAAUUUAAGAUAAGGUUCAGAAAUGGGAGUCUGGUCGGUUGAAAUUUUCAAUUUCUGCUCUUUUUUACUAAUAUGUUUUCUACAGUAUGAUGUGCUCGGAAAGAAUCAGAAACUCGGCUUCCUGGUCGCGGCAUUGGAGUUGGGAUCCCUUUCCAUCGCUUCGCAAUUGCUCUCCUACUUCCCUCACGAUUACAUUUUUGGUAAAAGCCGACGAGCAAGGGAGGGUCUGACCAGAAUUCUCGGAUACAUCAUCGACGACUUUUAUAGGGAGUGAGUUUGGGCUUUUUUAUAAAUUUUCUUUUAUUUGAUGUCAAGUAUAAUAUAAUAUUUUAGGAAAAAUCCAUCAAUUUGGGAAUCCCAUCCAGCACGAAAGAGAACCUGGGAUAGUUUUAUCGAAAAGCCAGCGAAGGUUUCAAAUUGGGCCGAGUUUGAGGAGAGGGCGGUCCCUUUGGUUAAACUGCUCGGUCCAAAUGUUGGAUGUGUCGCUGAGGUAGCGACCAAGUUAGCGAGAUUAUUGAAAAUUAUGCUAGAGGAUCCAGAGCUGAACAAAACACCCGAAAAUACACUUGAAUGUGGGUUUAUCACUUCUUUUAUAUUGUUUUGCCAUCUAGUAUAAUACGUAUAAGAUUAUAUGGAUGGUGUUGUGUUUAGGCAAUGAAAAAGUCAACCAACUAGUCGAUUUUGCCCUAUUGCCUGGUCUAACCAUAGCCGAGCCGAUGUAUAAAUACGGGGAAGAAGUGUGGAUAUUGAUCAGUAGACUACCCUACCAUCAGAGAUAUCGGAUGUACGGAAGGUGGAAGACGGUCAAUACUGUGCCAUACUACUUGAUGCAGCUGGAAAAAGGAAUGAUAUUGGGGAGAGCGAGAUACUUGAUGAAGUAAGGGAUUUUUAAAUUUUUUUGGCGAUUAAUGUCAUGUGCAAUAUAAUUUUUGUCGAGAACCUUUAUAUUUUUUGAUAUUAUUUUGUUCUUAUAGACGUUUAUCAAAGGACACAGUGAAGUUAAUAGGGCGUCAGUUGGGGAAAUUGUGCCUGAAUCAUCCCACAAUUGCCCUGGAUUACCUCCUAACUCAAGUCCAAACUUUUCAAAACUUGAUCGAUCCAGUGGUGGAAUCCCUCAGAUAUUUGUCGGAAUUGGCAUUUGAUGUCUUGACUUGUAAGUUUAAUGAUUUUGAUUGGUCUCCUUGUGUUUGAAGGAGCUUUUUUUACGGUUUGAUAUUUAUUUUGGUGAUUUAGACACGUUGAUCGAAAAUCUGGCCGAUCCAGCUAAACAAUCGCUCAAAACUGGCGAUGGAACCCUAAGUCCGUGGCUGUCAGCCCUUGCUGCUUUCACUGGAUCCAUUUAUAAGAGAUAUGCCAUAGAAUAUGAAGGGUUAUUACAAUAUAUUGUAAACCAACUGAAGGAUAAAAAGUCGGUGGAUUUGUUGGUCCUCAGAGAAGUCAUAACUGCAAUUGGAGGUGUCGAUCAGUCCACAAAUUUGACAGAAGAACAUGUGCAGGGACUGAUGGGUGGAGAAUUGCUGAAGCAGGAGGUAAAACAAAAUUUUUAAAAGUUUAUUUUUCAAGUUGUACAGGGAGUACCAAUUUUGUGGCCCGAUUUGAAUCAGCUAUAACUUCUUUAAUUUUGGGCCGAAUGUUAAAAUUCUUUUUUUUCCCUGAAUCCUCAGACGUCCCCAUUCAAAAUUUUCAUAUCUAUGCCCUCCGGGUUUCACCCCUUAGAUAAAAUCGGGCCACGAAAUUGGUACACCCUGUAUUAUAAAAUAUGCCGAUUUUUUGUCUAAUUUUGUCAUUUUCUUGCAGACUUUCACAUCCCUGGCGCAGAAAUCAAAUCGAAAAGCAGUGACUCGGCUGAAGGAAGCCCUCCAAAACGCCGAUCUCAGCGUUUCUCUGGCCAUUUUAAUGGCCCAACAACGCGAUUGUAUCGUCCAUCAGGAGACCAAACAAGCGCCGGUCAAGUUGUCCUGUCAGAUCCUGGACGAAUGCCAGUCCACCUUCCUCCAAUUCGUCAAUUUCCUCCGCACAAACGUCAAGAUGGAGGAUUAUUCCAAGCGAUUUCCACAACUCUCGGACCUGAUGACCAGAUUCAAAUUGGCCCCAGAGACCGCAUUCCAUUUGGCCAGACCCAUUUAUUGGUUCAGAGCUCAAAGCUCGUUCGAAUUGACCAAGAAAUUGAAAAAGGAAACGACCGAAAAGAAGAAGGUGGACUCAGAGACCAAGAAUGAAUUAUACAAGGAAGCCAUGGGCCAAGUCCUCAUCUCUGUGGAAGAAGAGCUCGUCCGAGUGAAGGACUCGGAGUUCUGGAAGGACAUCUCCGCAAAGUAAGGCUCAACUUUUAUAUUAUACAUCAGGUUUUUGAUAUCACACUCGAUUUUACGAGAGUUUUGGUAGAAAAAAUGAUAAUAUUUAAUUCUCAGGUUGUUCACAAUGUUCUGGAUGCUCUCCGCCAACGAUCUUGAAGUCAGUAAGGCCGCGUAUGAAAGGGAAAUUGAAAAAAUAAAGAAACAAUUGGAGGCAGCCACCAAUUCAGAUGCUGUAAGGCAGGCAUUUGACGCCCUCAAUACGAGUUUUCAGUCCAAGAAGAAGCAGAUCAAAGAAGAGGAACGUCUCAAAACAUUGGAAGCGAAGUUGCGCGCGGAAUUAAACAAAAUGGAAGAGCAUGUGGCCAGGGUCAACCAAUUAUUGGUCUCCACUAAGGAAUUGUUGUUUGCUACUGGUAAGAAUGGUAUCUUUUGUAAGAAAAAAUAUAAUUCCUAGGAGUGGGAAAGGGUUUUGGAUCAAUAAUUUGCGGAUUGGACCAGAUAUGAAAGAUUUUUUAUAUUGUACUAGGCAUCAAUUAUUAUAUUUUAAAAAUUUCAGCGUCCUCCGCCCAAAACAACCGCUUCCUUCAAGUCUGCGUGAUCCCCCGGGCCGUCUUCUCCGAGAUCGAUGCCGUCUUCUGCGCCAAGUUGAUCAUGACCAUCCACAGUAACAGAACCAGCUACUUCCAGACGAUGAUCCUCAUGGACAAGAUCUUUUAUGACAUCUCGGUGGUGCUGAUUGCUCUCACAGAGAACGAGGCCGCCAAUUUUGGAAAGUUUCUGAGCCUACUGCUGGAGAAAGUCAUGUAUUGGCAUGGAGAUAAGGAAAUCUUUGAUAAGGUGGGUUAUGGAGUAAAAAAAUUGGGAAAUUUGAAAAAUUGAAGCGUUCUAGAGUAGAUGAAAGUAUAUAAAAUGAGCUUUUCUUUUCAGGAAUGCCUCGGAUUCCCCGGAUUUUUAACAAAAAUUCGUAAUUCAAGCGGAGAAUUUGAUUAUUUUGGAUAUAAAAACGUCUGCCACAAGUGGCAAAGCCGCAUCUCAAAGGCCGCCCAGUACGCAAUCAACAAUGGAUCGUAUUUGCUUUGCAGAAAUAUGAUUGUCGUCCUGAAAAAAGUGAGUUGGGAUACUAAAAUUUGAAUGUUUUAUAUUAAUUUAGAUACUAAAUCACUUCCCGAUCAUAAAAACAUACGAAACGAAUAUGAUCGCAGACAUGGAGGCGCUGCGAGAUCGAGAGAAGGGCAAGAGAGAGGAUCUGAGUGUUCUGGCCACGUCUUACUUGAUCAAUUUGAAGAAGAGAAAGGCCCACAUUUUCACAGUGGAGGAGUUUAAAGGAACCCCAAAAAAGGUGAAAAACGAAAAGAAAGAAGAGAAGAAGGAGGAGAAAAAGAAGGAGAAGAAGUCAGAGAAGAAUGGAAAGGAAAAGUCAGAGACGCCGAGCACACCGACACAAAAGCAGAAGAGGGAUUUCAGCGGGGAUGAAGGUGUCAUGAAGAAGGUAAAAAAUGGAUCAGAAAUGAUUACUAGGAGGGGAAACGGAUGUCUUAAGGGAGUCAAGGGCUUUAUUGAGGUUUGAAUUGUUUUUUGGACGGGUACGAUUUUUUGAAAGUUUAAAUUCCCGCCAUUUCUGGCAUUGUGUUUCGUGUGGUUAUUUUGCCAUAUAAAGCUCGAAAAUGACAAAAAUUAUAUAGCACGAUGUAAAAAUUAAGCCAUAACGCGUUAAUGAUGUUGUUUUGAAGCCCCGCACUUCUCAAAAAACGUGUUUUUAGCACUUGGUACUGUAUAGUACAAGGUGGUACUAUAUUGCACGAGGUAAAAAUUAAGCUAUAACGCGUGAAUGACGUUGUUUUGGUAUGCAGUACUGAUCAAACGUUCAUUUUGUGCAAAAACAAAUUCGUGCUAUAUAGUACCAUGUGCUAAAACACAUUUUUGAGAAGUACUGGGCUUCAAACCCAUAGCAUUGACGUGUUAUGGCUUAAUUUCUACCUCGUGCUAUAUAGUACCACCUCAUACUAUACAGUACCAAGCGCUAAGAACAUUUUGUUUGGGCAGUGCUGGGCACCAAACCAACAGAAUUAACAUUUGAAUGCAUAAUUUUUAAUCGCACUAGCUUGGGGACAAAAACGUCCUGGGGACAAAACCGGUGUGGGGACAAAAAAAUAAAAAAAGUGGGGACAAAAACGUCUUGGGGACAAAACCGUCCUGGGGACAAAACCGGGGUGGGGACAAAAACGUCCACUACGCUUUUUGGUCUCUUUUGAACACUUGAUUAUAUUAUCCAUGAUGAAUUUUAUUCCAGGCCAAAACAAUAUCGCCGCCGGACACGCCCUCUUCAAGUAACAGUAAAAAUGAUGAGAAAGAAAAGGAGACGAAGGAAAAGGAGGUGAAGGAGAGAGCAAAAACAACACCCAAGGAUCAAAUCCGAAGAAUUUUGAACAAAGAAAAUGAAAGGGACAAGGGAAAGGACAAGGAAGACAAGGAAAAGAACGGAAUCAAAGCGAGGAAAGUAGUAUCGCCAAGGGAAUUUCUAGAACAAUCGAAAAAGAAUGGAAAAGAUCGAGAGAAGGGAGGAGAGAGAAGAGAAAAAGAGAAAAAAGAGGAGAAAAUGAAGGAAAAUGGAGAUAAACGGGAGGAAAAGGAGGAGAAUAAAGUUGAUAAAGUAGGUCUCAGUGAGGAGUUUUGGGGGCUCGGACUUUUGGAGUAAUUGAAAUUCGUAUUUUAGGAGAUAAAAGAUGAGAAAAAGACAAAGGAAGAUACCACAAAAGAAAUAAAACCCACAAAACCACUGAGAAAGACAAUAUUGGCACCAGAGAAGGAAAUAGAAGUGGUCAAAGAGAAGGAAAAGAAGGAUUCGAGCAAGAGCGACAGUAAUAAGAGGAAUUCGGAUGAGAAAAUAAGGUAACACAAUAUAAAAUUCGGAGAACUUUUGUGUAGAAAGCUUAUAAAUUAAUGUAAAAGAACACUUUUUUGCUAUUUUGAAAAAAAUGCGAAAUUUUUGAUUGAAAAUAUGAAAAAUUCAAAUUUUUUGCUUCAACUUGCUUAGUUCAAUUUAUGUUUUAUUUUUUUUUUUUUUGAUAUUUGCCAGAUUUGAUUAUGAAGUCUUAGAUUGUAGUCUAAAUUACUUAUUGUGAGUGAUUUCAGGCCCAGUUCCCCAUCAAAACAUCGCGAGCGUCGUCCCUCGAAGGAAAAGGACACCCACGAUCGACGGCAUUCCGACCGAAAACCGGCCGAAGAGACGGCCAAACCUCCCAAACGGAUCUCACACUCCAAUUCGAGGGAAAACGGCCCCUCGAUGAAGAGGGCCCGUAAUUAA